AUGUCAGCGACCACACAACUCUCAAAUUCCAUCGCCGUCUCGAUACCCCAGCUCCGACCCCCAUCGCCAUCAAUUCCGGAUCGAAAUCUAUCCCCAUCCCCAUCCCACCCUCCAGCCCCUCCUCCGCACCCAGACCACGACACACAAAACUCCGCGCCCCCCUCGCUCCUCUCAAAACCCGACUCUGCACAACCAGCGCCCUUCCAGUCCGCCACCGACCCCGAGGAGCCCACCCACCUCCUCCCGCGCUCCUUCUCACAGCCGCAGUUCCCUUACCCAUACCACUUCGCCGCGGCCUCCCUGCGCGAGGUCGUCCUCAACAACAGCAAUCAUGCCCUGCUGCAGCGGCCCAGCAGGCCCAGCACGGGUACUGGUCCGGGCAGCGGCUUGAUAGGUGCGGGCCUAGGUGGGGACAUGUUCGCGCCGCUCUGCGCUAGCGCGCGCACGAGCUACACGCGCGUGGACGCGACCUCGGGCCCGGGCUCGGCCAUUACGACGGUGCCGGGCACGCCGCAGGGGCAUCCGGCGGAUUUGCAGCCUGUUGACUUGUCGGUUUUGCCGCACGCGGCUGAUGCGGAGCAGGAGGAGAGCCUGGAUGGCGGGUCAGGAGGCGGGGAUGAGAAGAUGGCGGUGGGCGAGGACGAGGAGAGGAUAUAUUUGACGUUUUUGUUGAUUAGUGGGAGGAGGAGGACGAUGGUGUUUGGGAGAGAGGACUCGGUGGGGAGGGUGAAGGAGGUUGUGUGGGAUGGGUGGCCGGAUGACGCUGAUCUCAGUGGUCGUCGCUUUGCAGAUUGGGAAGAACGCCCACCCACGCCGUCCUACCUCCGGAUACUCUACCUCGGAAAGAUCCUGCAGGACGAGGACACGUUAGAAAAGUGGUCAUUCCCGAUCACCCCACCGCACGCAGCGGCGCCGCCCGCGCCGCCGGUCGUGCACCUGUCGAUCCGUGCGGCGUUGCCGGUGGAGGAGGAGCCGAAGAAGAGGCGUAGGAGGGGGAAGAGCGUCGCUGGGGAGGAGCCGGGGGAGGAGGCAGGGUGCUGUGGCGGAUGUGUGGACCCUGUUGUUUGUAAUACUACUCUGCUCUGCCGCCCUGCUCCCGUAUGGACAUUUGAGGUGCGGGGCGGGGGGGAAGUACGGAUGGAUGGUCGUGUGGUUGGCGGUUGGGCUGUAUAUUAG
This is a messenger RNA of Laetiporus sulphureus 93-53, 1176 nucleotides long. RefSeq lists its product as uncharacterized. The record is from RefSeq and is a predicted model, not a curated record. NCBI's taxonomy places the organism in Eukaryota, Fungi, Basidiomycota, Agaricomycetes, Polyporales, Laetiporaceae. Bases 1 to 1176 code for a protein of 391 amino acids. The transcript has 5 exons.